GUCAAUAUUGAGGACUCAUGCCAGCGUUGUGAUGGUAAAGGGUAUGAACCUGGCACAAAGGUGCAGCAUUGCCAUUACUGUAAUGGAACUGGGAUGGAAACUAUAAACACUGGGCCAUUUGUUAUGCGCUCUACAUGCCGGAGAUGUGGUGGCCGUGGCUCAGUGAUUACAACCCCUUGUGUUUUAUGUCGUGGGAGUGGACACACUAAACAGAAACGAAUGGUGAUGGUUCCUGUACCAGCAGGAGUGGAAGAUGGACAGACAGUACGAAUGCCUGUUGGGAAGAAAGAGAUAUUUAUAACUUUUCGGGUCCAGAAGAGUCCUGUGUUCAGGAGAGAUGGGGCAGAUAUUCAUUCUGACCUUUACAUCUCAGUAGCUCAGGCAAUCCUGGGAGGCACCGCCCGAGCACAGGGCCUGUAUGAGACACUUAAUAUAGCAAUACCACCUGGAUCUCAAGCUGACCAGAGAGUUCGACUGGCUGGAAAGGGUAUCCCUCGAGUGAAUAGCUACGGAUAUGGAGAUCAUUUCAUUCAUAUCAAAAUUCGGAUCCCAAAGAAUUUGACAAACAGGCAGAGGGAUUUGAUUUUAAGUUAUGCUGAGGAAGAGUCAGAUGUUGAUGGAACAGUAAACGGAAUUACAAAUACGGCUUCUGGGAGGCGGUCAACUGGGAACUAGAUUAUGGAUGUGCCACUUCUACAAUUACAGCUAUCAGAAGAAUUUACAGCAAAAUUCAAAACCCCUGGCAUCCCACUUAUGCCUGGCUAGUGAUUAGCUCAGCAGGCCUGUUCACGCCAUUGUCUACUUGUCUAACUAGAGCGAUCCGUAUCUGUGGCCGAGAUAGUCAUAGGUUUGAGAGUGAUUUGGAAAGCUUUUCAUAAUUGUCCAAUUCUCCUAACGUACAUAAGCAGCUUCUAGUCAGUCACUUGAACAUCACUUUUCUUUCCAAAGAGACAUUUGCUACACAAGGUUUAUGUCGGUGUGACCUGAGGUAUUACAAUCGAGCUGUGUCAUACAUGCCAUUCUGUCAAAUGUAUGUGAGCGCGGGUUGACAAGGUGUUUUUCAGGAGAGACAAUUAGAGAGGAGUCUUCAAAGCUGAAUGUUUCUGAAAUAUUUAUAUUGAACAUGGUUUGGCAUAUCAGAUGAGCCUUGUACUGUGUUCCUGACCGACCUCGGGUAUUUUUGGAUAUGUAAGAUAUUGUCAAUUAAAGGUCUGCUAUAGUCGUGCUAUGUAUGAACUUAGCGUUCAUGGGUAAGACUGUGUACAGUAAUAUCAGUUUGUAAAUAAAAAUAGGAGGCAAGUAUUUAAGUCAGAUCUUGUUUCUGUUCUCUAUUGCACAGUCCAUUGUCCUUGAAAUAUAAUAAUAAUAAACUAAUUUGAUUUAUUA
Molecule: messenger RNA, 1386 nt
Organism: Polypterus senegalus (gray bichir)
Lineage: Eukaryota; Metazoa; Chordata; Cladistia; Polypteriformes; Polypteridae
Gene: dnaja3a
Product: DnaJ heat shock protein family (Hsp40) member A3a
Exons: 7
Coding region: 94-675 (193 amino acids)
Biological process (GO): negative regulation of apoptotic process; protein folding; mitochondrion organization
Cellular component (GO): mitochondrion
Molecular function (GO): protein kinase binding; heat shock protein binding
Source: RefSeq, a predicted model, not a curated record